This is a messenger RNA of Planococcus citri (citrus mealybug), 4045 nucleotides long. RefSeq names its product nucleolar protein dao-5-like. The record is from RefSeq and is a predicted model, not a curated record. Lineage: Eukaryota; Metazoa; Arthropoda; Insecta; Hemiptera; Pseudococcidae. The transcript is spliced from 8 exons. Bases 225 to 2222 code for a protein of 665 amino acids.
CUUGUGUUAUGGUGGUCCAGAGACGCCAUCGUUUUUGGAGGAAAUUUUGCAUAUUUGGCUGUUGUGUGUUGUAUAAUUUAAUAGAAAAUACGGAAAUAUAAUUAUGUAUUAACUACCUAAAUAAUCUUCACCGUUUAGUAUUAUUGUAAUCGUGUUAAUUGUGUAUUUUCUUAAAUCAUUGUGCCACCAUAUCGAGGUUUCUUUCAGUUAAUCAGGUUCGGAUUAUGAAUGCUAUGAGCGUUUCGCCGGUGAAACCCGCCAUAAAUCCGGGGAAUCACGCAGUCGCCGCUACUGCUACAAAUCUAACCAAAUCGCCGUCGGCUAGCUUUCCUCCUAUUACUCCUAUCAGUUUGGUACCCGAAGCGAAGCCUGUGCCAGCUGUAAAUGCUGCGCCUGUGAAUGCCGAAAAUUCGGUCGAUUUGUGCUCGAAGCCUCCUACGUCGAACGGAAUUGUAUCACCUACCCCGGAAACUAAUAUUAAAGAAAACUCCGCUAACCCUGCGCAAAAUCAUAAUGAAAAAAGCGACCCUGUGCCGGAUUUGAUACCUGCAGAUGCUCCACCGAAACCGGUUGAAGUUGUUCCUGAAGUCAAGAAUGUAGAGAAACCCAAAUCAGAGGAGCUUAAGAGUGUUACUCCACCGAAAGAAAAUUCGGAACCUGUGAAAGAAAUUGUACCUGCGACGCCGGUCGAAUCGGCCAAAGAACCGCCGAAAGAUGAUAAACCAGCGCCAGUAGAAGCUAAACCGGAAUCCGCAGUUGUAAACGAUGUUAAGGACGGAAAAGAUAGUGAAUCUCAUCAAACUGAAGUCAAACCCAGCGAACCUGUACCGGAACCUAAAAAAGAAACUAAAAGCACGCCGGAGAAGGUCCAAGAUAAAAAGAAACCCGAAUCUGAAACGAACAACGAAAAAGAUGUUCAACCCGAAGCCAGUGCAACGGAGCCUGCUUCGGAAACUCCUGCUACGCCUAAACCUACUAAACGGAAAGCUAAAGCACCCGUUGAACCGGUUGAUGAUGAUGGCAAAGAGGGUAGAAAAUCUAAACGAACUCGUUUACCAACCCAGCCUUAUCAGAGUCCUAUUCCCGAGCUGCAGUUCAUUGCCAAAUUGCAAACUCCAGCCAAGGCGACACCUAAACCUCCUGCGGAAAAAAUAAUCGCAUUUUUCAAAAACGAAUUUUUGGCCGUCAGAAACCCCGAAGGAAGUUUUUACAUUUGCCAAGCGUUUCAAAAUAUUCACAGAAACAGUUCUCGAAUUAAAAUUAGAUGGUUUACGAAUCUGCCGAAUGACGAGUUCACGCCAGAUUUCUUCGACCAAACCGAAUUUGACUGCAUUUUGACGAACGUUACGAUGUCACGUGUUGAGAAAGAUCGAUGGAAGUUACCUGAAGUUGAACGUACUCGUGUAGAGAACAUUUUGAAAAGAGCUCUAGACGUAGAGAAAGGCGUAGCUGAACAACCUUCUAUUACCGAAGAACACCCCGACGGACUCGACUUGAGCUUGUUCAAAGACGAAGCUCAACUGAAAAAGAAAAAGAAGAAGAAAUCCGUAUCGCCCAAAGCGAACAAAAAGACGGUCGCGGCUAGCGAUACCGUCAAGAAGCCCGCAGCGUCCAAAUCAAAGAGAUCAACGGCAGGUACUCCCGCUAACACAUCUACCUCAUCGACCAAGAAAUCAGCUCGUUUAUCCAACCAAAGUCAAACAAGUGCUAAAGAAACAGCUCCGCAGAAACCCGCCAAACCGGCUGAGAACAAAACAAAAAAAGAUAAGAAGAAGAAAAAAGGUAAACAGGGGGCCGCUGCAAAAGCUUCGACUAAUGCUAAACAAAACGAUAAAGCAAAAGUGUGGGAGCCAUCGGUGAAAUCGUCCAAUUCGUCUAAAGUAAUUUUAUCUUUGAAAAAAGAAACACCCGCAGCUGCUUCGAAAACAGCCGCCGCUGAACCAACUACAAAAGCUGCCACCAAAAGAACUUCGAGCGUUUCUAGCCGGGCUAGCGCAACCAGUACUUCGCCUGCUGCUGUACCUCAGAAGAGAAGAAAAGAAGAACCCAAAACCGCCGCUGCUAAUCAGCCCACUACUAAUGAAAGAACUGGUAAAGUUAGAAAAUUGUUACUUUCAGAUGCAGGUUCGGCCGUCGCAGCGAAAAUAAAUUCGGCUGCCAUGAGAACAACUAAAGAAAAAGAACGUAAAACAUCGAAUUCCUCGAGUCAGCGCAAGAAAUGAUCAUUAUUUCGUAUAUGUAUUUAACGUAACCGGUUGUUGGUAUAAGUGUAUCGAGAACGAAGAUGAACAAUCCGAAGCCGUAUGAUUUGGUUACUUGGUUUUUUUGAUCGUACGUGUUAAGGCGUCCUUUUGAUAGUAAUGUAAAGACUGUAUAUUAUAACUAGGUAGCGCUGAUAUACCGAAUGUUUAAUGUAUAUAUCGAUGAUUCUUGUUAAAUGUUCCAAAAUUUUACAACGUUGUUAUUACUUUAUUACGUUUCAGUUUUUUUUUUUUUUUUUUUUUUACGUAUUUUAAUGUUUAUUUGAAUCAUUGUGCCCGUGUUUCUCGGUUUGAUCGUUGGAAAGGCAACUUAUCGAUGUAAUGAACACAUCAGAUAGUAGUCGUUCCUACGAAAUCGUCGUUUUAUUAAUUUUCAGGUAACUUAAUCGUUUUAUUUAUUUCUUUGUAUUUUUUCUUUCUCCAUCUCUCGCGUGUACGAUGGAUAUAAGUUGAUAUCUUUUUGAUUUUAUUGAAACAAAUUUUUAUCGUAGAACACAACAAACACUACAUCAAAAUCACCGAAGAGAUUUUGAACUUUUUAUUAGCUCUCAUUUAGAAGAAAAUGAAGACUAAGAAAAAAAUAUACGAAACUCGCGUAUUCGUAUAUUUUCAAGGUGCCAUUCGAAGUAAUUGAUCGCGUAAAAUGAAUCCUCACUAUCAAAAUUGAUACUUGACGUCGUCGCUGUCGCGUGUUUUUUUUGAUUCGUAAUCGAGAUAAGAAUCGUAGAUCGUCUUGUUUUGAAACGUGUCCCUGCUGCCGUGUAAGUUCGUCGAGUACAUUACACGGCAGCAUUUUGAGAAGUUGUGGAGUGCCUAAAUGAAACACGACGCUACCAAGCUAAUGACGAUGAGAUUAAAACAUCUUUUAUAUCCCCGCUAAAGUGCGCUUAGUUUUUUUACUUCUUUUUUUUUUCUACAUACAGAACCAACAUAGCUUGGUAUUUAGUUGAAACUUGGUCGAGUUUAACGAUGUAAUUAAAGCCAAGUAGCGCAAACUUUCUUUUUUUUUUCUUUCAUUGUCCCAAAGCAUAAAAGAGUAAAAGGCAGAAAGAGUUGUGUCGCUGGCAGACGCAUACUUUUUCCUGAUGUACGUAUUUUAUUAGAAUAAAAUGUUGUAAUUUACUGUGAUUCUGAAAUUUCCGUCGGUUUUGCGCAAUCAGUUACAUAACGUGUAAAUGUUGGUGUAUUAACUGUUGUAUAUUUCUUUCUUUUGUUUAAUUCGUAGCCAUUUCAUUAUCCCUUUUUUUUUUUUUUUUUUGCUUAAUAUGGUACAUUCUAAGCCUUUAUGUUUAUUUUACCUUUUUUUUUCUUUUUUUCAAAAUUACAACGUAAGGUAUAUUUUCUCUUUCUUUUUCAUCUCGUUGUACUACUCAGGGCCCAAAAUGGAAUUUUUAAAAAGAAAUAUUAUUACCUACGCUUUAUACCUUUCACAUAGGUAUGCUGUACAAGUAUCAUGUAAAUGGGCCUCGUCUUAAUAUUACUUAUUUAUUCGAGAUUGAUUUUUUUCUCUUUCUUUCUUUUGUAGCUUGUAUCAUGUUAUUAUGUGUAUAUAUCGAAUCGGAAUUUCAAACUAUCAUGUCAUUAUGAAAUUUAAUGCUUUUUGACGUAUUAUUUUUCUUUUUUUUUUUUUUUUGUGUAUUCUAUUUUUGUUUUCCCCUUUUGCGUUGUCAAUUUUUUGUUAUUUAACAUUUUAAAAAAUGAAAUUAUGGUAAUGCAAUAUUUCACUUGUACAAUUUUUCAUGUUGUAUGUAGUUUUAUUAUUAAAGUAUUGGAUAAAUUGUAAU